Molecule: messenger RNA, 1552 nt
Organism: Amyelois transitella
Lineage: Eukaryota; Metazoa; Arthropoda; Insecta; Lepidoptera; Pyralidae
Exons: 7
Coding region: 165-1151 (328 amino acids)
Source: RefSeq, a predicted model, not a curated record
ACGUUACAGACAGCCAGCAGUGUUGUUUGUUAAAUGUUUUAAAUAUGUUUUUAUUUACAAAAGAAGUUUUAUUAUUAAGAAAUGUGUUAAAAUUACAUUAACGGGAAAUUGAGACGGAUUUUAUACAUACAAGUAAUAUUAUUUUUAUCAAAUACACAGAAAUCAUGGCCAAUACCAAAAAGCAGCAGAAGAUUUCAAAGUUGUUUCGUAGAGGAAUUAAUACAAAACCAGUAGAAGAAUAUGAUGAAAUAAAUGAUGAGUUGAAGCAGUUAGAGCAACAAUUGAAGGAGAAGCAGGAUGAGUUGUUCCAGCUGCAGAGGAACAGCUAUCGGCGGAAAGCUUCGCCUGUGAAGAAACAGUCUGAGCCCUUUAUUAGUCCAAAGAAAAUUGUUCUUAACAACUCUGUGGAGAGUACGAAGCGGCAACUGGAGCUGAUGGCGAUGCUGACCGGAGUGGAAGUGCAGUCGUACGCUGCGGACGACCACUGCUGCAUAGUCUACCACAUGCAACAUGAUGCUAAGCAUCAGAUCAAACAUGGUCUAAGGAUUGAGACAAAGUCUGGAAAAAAUGAAGUGUCAAAGUCUUCUUUGCCCCUUGGUUUCAACUUCAACUCAGUAAUGGAGGACUUCGAGAACAUAAUGAUGCCGGAGUGUCUUGGCGCUAUACGGAAAGCUCUCCAGGCUUAUUACAGCAGAUUGGAACAGUUUGAAUCUCUCAAGAAACUAGUGAACAUGGAGGCCCAGUUGUUCAAGUUACAAGAUGGCUCUCACAUCGAGAUAUCCUUCCUUGCUAGGAAUGAAGCUGACGAGGAAGACGAGCCGAUCAGCAUUGUUCUGAUGCUGGACUACAGGGUCUACGAUAUCCGGCCCAAAUCGUUUUCAUUCAAAGAACUAGAUUUGUCUGAAGAAGAAACUGUAUCGUUGAACGAACAGUGUGCGGUGUUUAAGAAGAAGCCACUCCACAAAGCAUUCAAAGAGGCUUUCAUUGAUGGAAUUGGACACUAUAAGCUUAUAAAUCAGAUUGGCGCGCGGCCGUCGCAGCGUCCUCGAGCUCGGAAGCGGUUCAGACCCAACAACCAGCAUUACAACAACGACGACACUUUCAGACCCGAGGACUGUUCCGACCAAAGCGACGGGGAUGACGUCCAAUGAACUUACAGUAUUACCAUUUUUUAUAACUCGUACACAAAAUAAGGCAAAUUUUUAUGUGGCGCGAAAAUAUUUUUGAGCCAAUCAGAGCGCGCUAUUUGAAACUGAACUGUCCGUUAUUAUUAGCGAGAUGGCAGAUUUUGUUUUUGUAUUUCAAGUUCAAUGUGCUUGUAAUAAGGUCGUUAUUGAGUUUUGAUUUGUUUUGAUUCCGCGGUAGGUUUGUAGGUGCGACUUAUAAAAUUGGUGUUACUUACUUUAUUGUUGUAUUUUUUAUAUUUCGUGUAAUAAUAGUUACUAUUGUUUUAUAAUAUGCCCCGAAUUAAUUUUCAUUAUUUGCAUGUUCCCAGUUUACAUCCGUUGGCUCUAUCCUUGCAUUCCUUUCUGGCUUCCUGCUAUCCUGCAUU